Messenger RNA from Poeciliopsis prolifica (blackstripe livebearer), 2943 nucleotides. Its product is annotated as E3 ubiquitin-protein ligase TRIM39-like. The coding region runs from base 256 to 1881 and encodes 541 amino acids. Gene Ontology annotation, molecular function: zinc ion binding; protein binding. Lineage: Eukaryota; Metazoa; Chordata; Actinopteri; Cyprinodontiformes; Poeciliidae. The transcript has 8 exons. The record is from RefSeq and is a predicted model, not a curated record.
CUAUUAGCCAUUACUAUCAUUACAUAAAUACAGACGUGCUCAUAAAGGGUUCCCAGCUGGCUAAUGUUGGCAACUAAUUGUUGGUUGAGCUGUGGAUUGUGAUUUUAAGAUUAGGCAGGUCCAGCGAGUCGGGAGGGAGCAAGGUUUUGGUUUAUGAGUAACUGCUCUCCCUUGUGUCAAAAGAAUCACCUGCUCCGCUGUCAGAGGCGAAACGACUGCUGCGGCUGAGGAGGGUAAAGAGACGCACAAGCUAAAAUGCUCCCAGAGAAACAGCUCCAGUGCAGCAUCUGUCAGCAGGUGUUGACUGACCCAGUGACCACUCCCUGUGGGCACAACUUCUGCCUGGUCUGCAUUGGGCAGGUGUGGGACAGCAGUGACGUCUGCCAGUGCCCCGCCUGCAGCAAGAUGUUCGCCUCCAGGCCUGAAAUAAGCAUCAACAAGGCCUUCAAAGAGCUGGCAGACACCCUGAGGCAAAUGAUCGUCUGCUCCUCAGCCGCGCCUCUGUCUGCAGCCGAACCGGGCGACGUCGUGUGUGACGUGUGCACCGCCGCCUCCUUGCAGGUGAGGGCCCACAAGUCGUGCCUGGUGUGUCUGACGUCGUACUGCGAGGCCCACCUGGAGCCGCACCGGACCGUGGCCACCCUGAAGAUGCACAAGCUGAUGGAGCCGGUGAAGGACCUGCAGGACAGGAUGUGCAAGAAGCACGAGCGGCUGCUAGAGAUGUUCUGCAGGGCGGAGCAGAUGUGCGUCUGCCAGUUCUGCACCGAGACGGAGCACAAAGACCACCGGGCGGUGACGAUGGAGGACGAGAGCAAGGAGAGGAAGAUCCACAUGAGGCAAACGCAGGCAGAUUUUCAGCAGAUGAUCCAGGAGCGGCGAAAGAAGAUCGAGGAGAUAAAAAACUGCCUGACGCUGAGCACACUGAGCGCCGAGAAGGAGAAGAAGGCGAGCGACAGCCUCUUCACGUCGCUGAUCAACUCGACGAAGGAGAGGCAAGCCGAAGCCGAUGCAGAGAUCGAGGAAAGGCGGCGAGCGGAGGAGAGGAGGGCCGAGGAGCUCAUCGGUGACCUUCAGCAGGAAAUCGCCGAGCUGCAGAGGAGAAGCACUGAGCUAAACGAGCUGGAAAACACGGACGACCACCUGCACCUCCUGCAGAGACUGCCCUCGCUUGUGUCACCUCCACCUACCAAGAGGGAGUGGACAGAAACCAGGAUCUACCCUGAACUUUGCGUUGGAACGGUGAGGAGAGCGCUUUCCAGGCUGCAUGACACUGUGAGGAAAGACCUGGAUAUCUGGAAGAAAGAAGAGAUGAGGAGGAUGCAAAAAUAUGCAGCGGAUCUGGUGUUGGACCCGGACACGGCCCAUCCAAACAUCGUCCUGUCCCCUGACGGGAAGCAGGCGGGCCGAGGCGAGCUGCUGCACAUUGUUCCUGACAUUCCCCAACGCUUUGACCCGGUUAUCUGCGUCCUGAGCAAGAAAGGCUUCCGGUCUGGGAGGUUCUACUUUCAGGUUGCAGUUGGAAAUAAGACCUUCUGGGACCUGGGUGUGGUCAAAGAGUCCGUCAACAGGAAGGGCAUGAUCACCUCCACCCCGGACAACGGCUACUGGACGGUGCGUUUGAGGAACGCCAGUGAAUACCGGGCCCUGGACUCCCCCUCCGUCCUGCUUCAGCUCCAGAAGAGUCCCAAGACCAUCGGAGUGUUCACGGAUUACGAAGAAGGGAUGGUUUCGUUCUUUGACGUGGAUGACAGAUCGCACAUCUACACCUUCACCAGGUGUUUGUUCUCGGAGAGGAUUUUCCCUUUCUUCAGCCCAGGAGUUUUUGACCACGGGAAAAAUACAGAGCCGCUGAUUAUCACAGCUGUCAGUCACGAAAGUUGAAAAGAAACCUUUCAUUGAGUUAGGUGGCGUGUUUUGUACACAACAGAGCAGUUUUCUUUCUUCUAUUCCACUUAAUGUAGGUUGUGUGCGGAAUAUGCAGGUGUUCAUUUUGGAUCGAAUGUGAAGCAGAACAAAUGUGGGUUGAGAGUCCAAUUUCAGUGCUAGUUUAACAGAAACCUGACCAAUCUCGGGUUGGCGUGACAUUUUCGCUUCCAAACUAACAAACAAAACUGAGUGAAAACAAGAUGAUUAUCGGAAUGUCAUUGAUGUCUUCAUCCACAUCCUCCGUCAGUCCUUCCUGUGGAUGCAAACAGUGACCAGUAGAGAAAACCGAUUAAACAAUGACUUAGUGAAAUGAUGAAUGACAUGAACCAAUAACGCUGACAUCCUUGGUAAAUGUUCAAAUUUUAUUUUUACAACUUCGUCAUUGACCCUUGAAUGUGCUGAAACAAAUCAUCUUUCUUCACUCAAAGGUUCUACAUUUAUACACGCUUUUGCGUCAAGGGGCACACUGCCUUUGUCGAUUAUCAGUCACCACCAGUGAAAUAACUAAAACGUCUUAGAAUAAAUUUAACCUUUAUGAUGCUUUUGUGCUUUUGUUCCAGGAGAAAUAGACUUGUGUCAUGUCACACACUCCCAUGGAAAACAGAAAGUCAGGGAUUAGGCCUCGAAAGCUCUGCGUUGGAAAGCUUAAAAGGUUUUAGUUGCAUUUCCUAUACAAUAAUUUCCUAUACAAAAAUCUGGAGUACCAGUAACUGUGGCAUCAUUAAUUACUCUACAAGAAAAAUACAAAUCAUCUGGUAAAUUUUCUCUAUUAUGUCCAUUUUGUAGGACACAAUAGAGAAAAUUCCAAACUCAGUUUGUAAAUAAAGUGUGAAGUUGACUAUUUCACACAUGUGGAAGAGCAGACUGGACAUGGAAGACUUUAGACUUGGGGUAUUUUAGGAUUUUUAGAAAGGGUGGUGAACAGCAUGUGAUUCUGUAGUGUUCCAUAGGGGAUGUGAAUCAAUAUUGGAUGGGAAAUUGUAAUAAUUUAUGCAAUAAAGUGCUUCUAAAACCUCA